This is a messenger RNA of Colletotrichum karsti, 357 nucleotides long. RefSeq lists its product as uncharacterized. NCBI's taxonomy places the organism in Eukaryota, Fungi, Ascomycota, Sordariomycetes, Glomerellales, Glomerellaceae. The record is from RefSeq and is a predicted model, not a curated record. The transcript is spliced from 2 exons. Bases 1 to 357 code for a protein of 118 amino acids.
AUGUUCGCUCGUACUUUCAUCCUGCUCACCCUUGGUGCCCUUGCCUCGGCUCAGACUCUUGAGGGCUUCCCCGAGAGCAUUUCUUGCAAGCAAAGCUCUGGUGGCAACGCCAGCGUCUCCAAAGCCGAGAUGAAGUCGGCCAUUGUUGGCCCUAAGGGAAACUUGGAAGACAACUCUGCCGCCAACGUCGCCUCUGGGAAAUGCUCAAGCCUUUCUGGAAUUCCGCUCUACACGGUCGGUGCUGCUAGUAAAGCAAACGUUGGAUUCGCCUAUGACAAGGCCAAGGACACAUACCACUUUUGUUUCGCUCAGGGGGCUGUUGAUGACGCGACUGGAUACCCUUCUCAAUGCACCUAA